Molecule: messenger RNA, 1208 nt
Organism: Humulus lupulus (European hop)
Lineage: Eukaryota; Viridiplantae; Streptophyta; Magnoliopsida; Rosales; Cannabaceae
Exons: 4
Coding region: 59-817 (252 amino acids)
Source: RefSeq, a predicted model, not a curated record
GCUUCUUCGAAAUUGACUGUAAUUCAAAUUCUCUACUCUAGCAAGCAACAUUCAGGCCAUGGCCAUGGAAGUGGAACAAUCACCGCUAGGCUUUCCCUACUGGAAACCUCUUCUUAGAAGAUUCGAUCCCGAUUCUCCUUUCUUCGCCUCUGGGAACAUCGAAAGGGAACUUCUCGCCAAACAGGUUGCCGUCGAUUUAACUGAAGAUGAAAAGCAUUACCUUCGGAAUUGGAUAGAUGAAGAUAUCAGUAGAGUUUCCUGUCCCAUUGCUGGUUGUGGUGCACAUCUGACCUCAUUGGAGGAUUUUGAAGAUCAUUAUAAUGCGCGGCAUACUGCAUCAUGUUCAGUGUGCUCUAGAGUCUACCCAACAUCACGACUUCUCAGCAUACACAUAUCUGAAGCACAUGACUCUUUCUUUCAGGCCAAAGUUGCACGAGGCUAUGCCAUGUAUGAAUGCCUGGUUGAAGGCUGCACUCUAAAGUUUAAAAACUACAAAAGUCGGCAUCAGCAUCUGGUGGACAAGCACAAGUUCCCCACCUCAUUUGAGUUUUUCAAAAAGGCUCAUGCAUCCAAAAAGCUGAGGCAGAAACAGCAACGUAAACAAGUUAUUCAUAAGAAGGCAGACACUUCAAACAUGGAAGUAGAAAGCGAAAUGAUUGAUGGUCUUGUUUCUGCUGUCUCCAAAUUAAGCACUUCAGAUUCAUCUCCUUCAUCCAUCAGUUUUGGCCGCCGCAAUACUCGUGGUUUAACUUUUGUCCCUCGGGCUGUUCAACGAGACAAGAGACCAGACUCAUCGUCAGCUGAAACAAAGACAUAGCAGCCAGAAAGCAUACAUACUAUUCCAUUAAUUUUGUAUCCAUUAGUGUCUUCUCCAAAUCAUCUCUGUUGACUGAUCUUGGGUCUGUAGUUCAUGAUAUUGUCCUCUGCUCUGUAGAAAUCUUCAGAUGAAGCAACUAAAGUAGAAAAGCUCGUUCUGGUAUCAGCAUUCUCAUUCCAUGCGCAUAAUAUCUGUAGGAUUAGCUGUGUAUGACCUUGUAAAACAGUUUUUAUGAGAAAUUGAACUUGUUAUACUUGAGUCAAAAAACAUGGCUGGUUUUUUUUUCUUUUCUGCCUUGCAAGUACAGCAUACUCGAAAGCAUAUUAGGUUGCUUUAAUUGUAUUAUGGCAUUUGAUUUAUUGAGACCGGAAUUCAUUUUGCCCUGACUAAA